Molecule: messenger RNA, 1356 nt
Organism: Aspergillus pseudoviridinutans
Lineage: Eukaryota; Fungi; Ascomycota; Eurotiomycetes; Eurotiales; Aspergillaceae
Product: PI-PLC domain-containing protein
Exons: 3
Coding region: 1-1356 (451 amino acids)
Biological process (GO): lipid metabolic process
Molecular function (GO): phosphoric diester hydrolase activity
Source: RefSeq, a predicted model, not a curated record
AUGCAGUUGCUAACCUGUUGGCUGCCACUGCUGGCGGCAGCAGCCAUCCCUCUGGCGCUGGCAGCAGCAGAUACCUCUGCUACUAGCACUACAACAACGACCAAUGCACUACUCACCAUCACAGGAACAAUCACAGAUCAUGUCAGUGAUGCAACUUUGCCUACCGGCACUUAUCUCUCGUAUACUUCCACUCUUACUCUUCCCACCAACAGCGAUGGCAAAGUCGGCUCCUCGACCGCUGUGACUAACGUUACCACUGUCGGUAAUUCGACCAUUCCUACCACUUCCACAGAUACAAUGACGAGACUUGUCGGCAAUGCCACGGCGAAUGCCACUAUGACUGCGUCGGCGUCGGCUUCGGCAUCUCCCGUUGUCAAUACUCAACCUUGCAAUGGCUAUCCCGAAUUCUGUGCUCGCAAGUACUCAAACAUCACCAUGGUGGCUGCUCACAACAGUCCUUUUGUCAAACCAGGCAAUGCUGCUGCGAACCAAGCUUUGGGGGUGGUCAGUCAGUUGAACGACGGUGUCCGGAUGCUGCAAUUCCAGACUCACUAUGAAAAUGGCACCAUGUAUCUCUGUCAUACCAGUUGUGACCUACUCGACGUGGGCACCCUGGCUGACUACCUCACCACGGUCACGCAAUGGAUAAGACAGCACCCGUACGAUGUGGUCACCAUCCUUAUUGGGAACUACGACUAUGUCGCGCCGGGAAACUUCUCCAAGCCGAUCGAGGACUCGGGCCUGUCCGAUCUGGUCUAUACGCCUCCGAAGAUUCCCAUGGCCCUAGACGACUGGCCAACCUUGUCGACCAUGAUUUUGUCCGGCAAGAGAGCCGUCGUGUUUAUGGACUAUCAAGCCAACCAAACUGCUUUUCCAUGGCUCAUGGACGAAUUCUCCCAAAUGUGGGAGACGCCGUUCUCGCCAACCGACCCAACUUUCCCUUGCACCGUUCAGCGUCCCCCUGGUCUCUCAAAUGAGGAUGCCCAUAAUCGCCUGUACAUGGCCAACCACAACUUGAACGUCGAUAUCAAAGUUGCCAAUAUCGAUCUGCUCAUCCCCAACACUGCGGAAUUGAACCAGACGAAUGCCGUGUCCGGGCCGGGUAGUCUCGGACGGAUGGCCGAGAACUGCACUACCAUGUGGAAUCGUCCACCCAACUUCCUCCUCGUCGACUACUACAACUACGGCAAUUUCAAUGGCUCUGUUUUUGAAGUAGCAGCCCAGAUGAACAACGUCACCUAUAGCGGCAAAUGCUGUGGAUCCACUUCUGCUGCUCCUAGCCUGAUACCGGCAGGAGGCUUAUUGAGGGCGCUGUUAGUUGUUGCAGGAGUUCACUUGUUCGCCUCGAUCUUCUAA